This is a messenger RNA of Seminavis robusta, 1454 nucleotides long. NCBI's taxonomy places the organism in Eukaryota, Bacillariophyta, Bacillariophyceae, Naviculales, Naviculaceae. The record is from the annotation of a GenBank genome assembly.
CACUCUUUCUCAAUCCUUCUAUCUUUGGUGGUUUGAUUAGAUCUACAGAGUACAGUAGUCAUACUAUACUAGUCGUUAUACAGAAGUAUGUCUCCAGUGUAUGGUCAAGUGGUGUGUGGUCCUCCUGGGAGUGGCAAGACAACGUACUGCAAUGGUAUGCAGCACUAUCUAGAGAUUUUGGGACGCAAUGCGGCGGUGAUCAAUUUGGAUCCAGCGAAUGAGAUGGGUCAGUUUGUGCCGUCUUCUAGUACUGCUGGUAAUACUGCUACAGAAGAGGAAGAUGACGAGGAUACUAACGACACUGGCAACAGCCAACUUCCUUACUCUGCCAUUUUCGAUGUCUGCGAAGAAGUUGUGAAUCUGUCGGCCGUGAUGGAACAGACGGGAUUGGGUCCGAAUGGUGGAUUGAUGUUUUGCAUGGAGUACUUGGAAGAACACGUCGAAGAAAUCAUUGGCAUGUUGCAGCAGCGCAUUCAAGAGUACAAGUCAACGACACCGACCUAUCUGAUCAUUGACUUGCCAGGUCAAGUGGAACUCUACACGCAUUCCACGUGUGUCCAACACAUCCUGCAGCGACUCGUCAAGAGUUUGGAUUUGCGCUUGACGGCUGUUCAACUGAUUGACGCCCAUUACUGUGCCGAUCCACACAAAUUCUUGUCGGCUGCCUUGCUGGGGACCACUACCAUGAUUCGACUCGAAUUGCCCACUGUCAAUGUCCUUUCCAAAGUCGAUUUGUUGUCGCAAUUUGACCAAGAUGGAGAUUUGCCCUUUGGACUCGAAUUCUUUACCGAAUGUCACGACUUGCAACGACUCGUGCCUUUUCUCGAUGGCAUGGGGACACUCGACACGGCCAACCAGUACGAUGAUCUAGAUGAAUUCGAUUUUGCCGACGAUCCCGAUUAUCAAAAAGCUCGACAGAAAACACGCACGUCCAAGUUUCGACAAAAACGAGACAAAUUGCAGCGUGCUCUAGCGGAUGUCGUGGAGGAUUUUGGAUUGCUCGGAUUCUUACCACUCGAUAUUACCCAUGCCGAAUCGGUGGGACGUGUAUUGGCCAAAAUUGACAAGUGCAAUGGAUACGUAUUUAGUACCAGUUCCGCCACUAAUAAUACCAAGGAAGAUCUCUUCCAAUGUGCCAUUGCCAAUGACGACAACGACGCACAUCAUUUAGCCGAUAUUCAGGAGCGGAUACAGGAACAACGGGAGUGGUUGCAAGAACAAGAUCAACUACGACAACAACUGAAACAGCAAGAAGAACUAGAACGAGAACAACAACAAAAUGAAUCACAACCGCCCAACUUUCCUCCUGCUGCCAAGGUGGCAUAUGUACACCCGAAAAAGAACCAAAAGAAGAGCUAGCUAUACUAAUAAUAUGCGGUUGGCACGGUCGACUGCGCAGGGAACUCACAACAAACACAUAAAAUAUGCAGAACAUUACGAUUAUCGGUACUUGU